Molecule: messenger RNA, 2252 nt
Organism: Zophobas morio
Lineage: Eukaryota; Metazoa; Arthropoda; Insecta; Coleoptera; Tenebrionidae
Exons: 4
Coding region: 579-1499 (306 amino acids)
Molecular function (GO): sequence-specific DNA binding
Source: RefSeq, a predicted model, not a curated record
UAGUUUUUAUUUUAGAUAAAAUGAAUAUGAAAAACAGGAUAAGCAAUUUUCGCCAGUUUGCCCGUGAACGUCGAAAUAUAAAGUUCAGAAAAGCGAAAAUGUCCUCCUACGUGGUAACAUAUAAACAGGGAGAGUCCCCUCAGAUAGAAGCUGUUAAGGUUACCCUAAAAACCGAUACUGUGCUGUUCUAUUAUUCUAACGGUGAACGUUUGUCGUUUUUGGAAGAUAGUGACAUACAAACUUUUGACGAUACAGUGCCUGGGGAAGUCACCCUAUUUCUUCAUGGGCAACCAAACACACGAUUAGUAUUCAUAGAGCAAGUCCAAGUAGAUGCAUUUAUUGAAGCCCUCAAGCGAGUAUUAGCCUUCAGUAAUCGCCCAAGCCCCGAGUCGGGAAGAUCAACUUUAUCCUCAGCUUCAUCAUAAUAAUUGUGUUUUAAAGACAAGUGAUACGCCCUCUGACGGCGUAUUGCGUACUAACAGACACGUGCGUCUUGGUGGGAUACCAAGUUAGUGACGUUUCACGGUGUGGAGUGUUUGAGUGUUAUUUUCGGAAAAAUAAAUCAAACGGAGGCCAAUAUGGAUUGUAUUUUGAAAGACAUUAAUAAAAGAAGAUCCACUAGUAAGUCCAAUGUUAAUUGUUGCGUAUAUGGUUGCAAUGCAGUUAUGAAGAAAAACCCUGAACUAUUGUAUCACCGAUUUCCCACUGUGGAUCAAACGAUGUUAUAUACAGAUGCUUUUGGAAAUAAAGUUCGGGUUAAAAGACGUGUUCUCUGGGUGAAGAAUAUAAAAAUGGGUAAACCUGUACGUUCGAAUACAAGAGUGUGUUCUAGGCAUUUUACAGAAGAAGAUUAUAUCACCCCAAAUGAAUGUUGUUUUGCUAGGAGGGUUUUAAAAACAACUGCCAUACCAACUCAGAAUUUGCCAAAAGCAGGAGAAAGAGAUAUUGAACACAUGAUGAAGCAAAAGGAGAACAGGUUGAAGCGAUUAAACCAUCGUAGACAAAUCCAAGAGGAAUUAGUUGAAAAUGAGACCACCAUGAGAACACGGAGAGACAAUCUUGAAGUAACAGCUGAGUUAGAAGCUGCGGCAACUCUUAUGCAGUUCAGUGUUGCAUCAUCAUCACAUUCACAAGAAGUACUCGAAGAAUUGAAUCAAUCUUCCAGUUUUAAUCAAACAAUCAGUGAAAAAUGUGUCAGUGCAAGUACCCAAACUGAAAUCACAAACAAUGCAUUCUCAAAAUGUGUUGUUAAUCAAAGCACACAAGUACAAAUGUCCUGGUUUUCUGUUGUUAGUCUUAUUCGAACUGAAAAAGUUUUGAAAAUUUUGACUGGGCUUCCAUCAUUUGAAUUUUUGGAUCAGCUGGCAAAUUCGUAUUUAAUUGUCAAAAAGGAUUCCCGUGUAAAACGUUUAUCAAUUAAAGAACGUAUUUUGUUGACCUUUAUGAAAUGUAAAUUGGAUUUGACAUACUCAGCUUUAUGUGUUUUUUUUAUGAUAUAAGUGUACCAACAUGUAAGACUUUUUUUUUUGAAACUGUUGGGGUUUUAUCAGAUAUUUUAAAAUUGUUCAUUUAUUUGCCCUCAAAGGAAAAUAUCUUACAAAAUAUACCUAUUUGUUUUAAAAAUUACCAAACAGUACGAAUUGUCUUAGAUUGCACUGAAAUACCUGUACAAACCCCCAAAAAGUUAUGUUGUCGGAUAAAGUUAUAUUCGCAUUAUAAAAAGCAUCAUACUUUGAAAUAUAUGACCGCUGUUACUCCGUCUGGAUUUAUAUGUUAUGUAAGCCCUUCUUAUGGGGGGAGGGCAUCAGAUAAAAGUAUUUUUGAACAGUCAAAAUUAUUAGACCAAUUAGAACCCUAUGUAGACCAAAUCAUGGUCGAUAAGGGUUUUUUAAUCGACAAGGUAUGUGAUGAAUAUGGUAUUAAAUUGGUAAGGCCAGCAUUCUUAAAAAAACAAAAACAAUUUGCAAAGUCUGUGGCGUUAAGCUCUAGGGAUAUAGCUUCCGCUCGCGUACAUAUUGAGCGUGUAAACGCGAGAAUUAAAGUGUUCAAGAUAUUCAAAAAUACUUUACCGUUACAUUUAGUCUCCAUUGUAGAUUCUUUAUUUAUAAUUAUAUGUGGAGUCGUUAAUUUAAGUAAACCAAUUUUGAGGGAUAAUUUAUUUUUAACAAGCUGAAAUUUAUUUAAAUAGGAGUAUUAUAUGUAGGUAUGCAUUUUGUUUUAUAUUGUACGAAAUAAAAUAAUAAUGUAAUAUA